AUGAUGAAACAUUAUGAGAUGACUGAUCUUGGACUACUCUAUCAUUUUCUUGGCAUGGGAGUAGUACAAACAAAUAAGCAUAUAUUUCUUCAUCAGAAGAAAUAUGCAACAAAAGUGAUUGAGAAAUUUGGUUUGAAAAGUUGUAAAUCUGUGGUAACUCCAUUGGUUGCAAGUGAAAGGUUGUGCAAGGAAGAUGGAAGUGAGAUGGCAUAUAUGAGUGAAUAUAGGCAGAUUGUAGGCAGCCUGCUAUAUCUGACAGCUACUAGACCAGACAUAAUGUUUGCCUCUAGUUUGCUUGCUAGAUUCAUGCACAAUCUUACUAGGAAACACAUGGGAACAACCAAAAGGGUCUUGAGAUACAUUCAGGGCACACUGGAUUAUGGAAUUGAGUUUAAAAAGGGGAAGGCAGCUACCUUGAUAGGGUAUUGUGACAGUGACUGGGCAGGAAGUGAAGAUGACAGAAAGAGUACCUCAGGGUAUGCAUUCACUCUUGGAUCUGACUUUGGAGAGGAGCAAGUGGAAGGCACACCAAUCUUGUGUGAUAACACCUCUGCCAUAGCAAUGGAAAAGAACCCUGUCUUUCAUCAGAAAUCCAGGCAUAUUAGCAUAAAGUUUCAUUUCAUCCAAGAGGCUAUCCAAGCAAAGGAAAUUGAGCUAAUCUACUGCAAAACUGAAGAUCAAAUUGCAGACAUCCUAACCAAGGCUUUAUCCAAGGAUCGUUUUGUGCAUCUCAGAGAUCUACUUGGAGUAAAGUUAGCCAGAGGGUUAGAAGGGAGUGUUGAUGUAUAA
This is a messenger RNA of Prunus armeniaca (apricot), 789 nucleotides long. Lineage: Eukaryota; Viridiplantae; Streptophyta; Magnoliopsida; Rosales; Rosaceae. The record is from the annotation of a GenBank genome assembly.